AUGACAAAUACAAUUAGAAAAAAAAUAGCUGUUGGCAAAUAUUUGCGUUUAUCACCAAUAAAAGUACGUAGAAUAUUAGACCAGAUUAGAGGAAAAUAUUAUCCAGAAGCAAUAAUAAUACUAGAAUUUAUGCCAUAUAAACCAUGUGGUGUAAUAAAGAAAAUUCUUGAGUCAGCUGUUAACAAUAUUGAAAUUGAUGAUAAUAAAAAUAGAAAUCAAAUCAAAAUAAUAGAAGCUUUUGCUAAUGAAGGACCAAAUUUAAAAAGAUUUCAACCUAGAGCGCAAGGAAGAGCUUUUCCUAUACACAAACCAACUUGCCAUAUAACAAUAAAAUUACAAUACUCAUAG
Chondrus crispus (carragheen) is the source of this 348-nucleotide messenger RNA. Lineage: Eukaryota; Rhodophyta; Florideophyceae; Gigartinales; Gigartinaceae. The record is from the annotation of a RefSeq genome assembly.